AUGAACUUGUACUAAGUGCCGGCUAAUUAACGAACGGGGGCGAAGUUGAUAUCGCUCUCAUAGCGCGAAAUCGAAUUUUUUUUACCACAACGGUUUCGACGCGACCGCGUCUUCGUAUGCAUGUGUGUGAAAAAGGAGAAGUGAAAAUUUUCCAAUUGGCUUUGUUGCAUCGCGCGUAUAAAUGAGACUUGAGAGAGUAGGAGUCCAGAGGAAAAUCACGUCCUAUCAUGAAAUUGUAAAAUUUAGUUUAUCAAGAGACGUAAGAAGAAAUUAUCUUUGAUCUGGAAAUGACUUGUAAUAUUUAAUAUUAUUGUGCUCAGUGAGGAAAUAAAGUUUAAUGUAUCCUAAAAAGGUGAACAAAAUCACCUAUUUAAGCAACUUCUUUGCAAGUUUAAAUUGCCAAAACUAAAGCUUCAACAUGCAGUCUCCUUUUUUGCCUCACACAAUGGUGCAUGUAAUUGGCAGUUACCAGUCAAAUGGACAAUAUCAUCCUGCUAUGCAAAAUCACGGCUAUUACAAUGGCAGUCCCAAUCAUAUUCAUCCAGAUUUAAUUCAAAUUAAUCGUAAUGCUUCAAAUCAUAGUAGACAUCGCAAUGGACAGCAUGGAAAUUAUCCAUUAGAUCUUAUUCAUCAAUUUAAUACAGAAGCUCAAAAUAGUAAUUAUACAGUGCAUGCUAUAAACAAUUGGCAACAUAGAUUGAAUUCUCCAUUGAAUGGACCAUCUACUCCACAACGCAUGAAUGCAUCUCAUGGACUUCCCGUAACACCAAUACAAGGAAAAUUGAACUAUAGACCAAUGAGCGCAGGAUCUACAAAAAAGCAAACUUGGCAUAAUGGUAAUAAAUUAGGAAAAAGGCAUUCAUAUCAUGAUAUACCAUCACAUCAAGAAUCGCAUAAUAAUAGCGACAGUAGUGUCAGUUCACGAUCACCAACUCCAAACAAGCACCUCAAAAGUUCAAAUACAUGCACAGAAAGUUCAGAUGACAAAGAUUCCUUAUCUUCUUUGCCGGAGCAAAAGUACAAUAAAAAUAAAAAUUUCAGAUAUAAUAACAAUUAUUACAGAGGGAAUUUAGCCCCAAGUUUAUCUGCUGGAAAUUUGUAUCAAAGCCAGCCAAACUUACGAGAAUUUCCGGAAUUGACCUCUCGAAUUGCUACUCAAAAUCACCAAAACAGAAGAAAGUAUAAUCCAGUAAGGAUCAGUCCAACGUCACAGCGACUUUACAGAGGCAAAAAAAUUGGUGGAAGCAUGUACACAGAAGUCAAUGCUCUCCCAAAACAUGUAAAUUUUGUAAAAUUUAGUCCAGUAGAUAAAUUUCUUGAAAGGUCCCACAUGCUUCAGCCAAAAGAGAGGCCAAGUAAUUUGCUGACAGGCUCAGUUUAUGACAAAUUAUCAAAGGCUAUAUGGGAAAAGUUUGAGCAGAAUCAACUGACUGAACGUACCUUUUGUCAUAAAAUGUACUUAUGGAGAUAUCUUUUUUUCUUUAUCAAGACUAAAUUCCCCCAGUAUGGUUUGUACCUGGUAGGUUCCACACUAAAUGGUUUUGGGACUGAUAACAGUGAUGUAGACAUGUGCCUUCUUGUUAAAGAAAUGGUCUAUGAUCAAAGGACCGAAGCUAUUUAUCGCUUAGGGCAAAUUAUGUCGUGUCUCAGAAGAAGUGAAUACAUUAGCGGCUUGGAACUAAUUCAGGCUAAAGUACCAAUACUGAAAAUACGCGAUAACAAAUAUAAUUUGGAUGUCGAUUUGAACUAUAAUAAUGUAGUUGGUAUUAGAAACACUCAUCUUUUACAUUGUUACUCCCAAAUUGACUGGAGAGUCAGACCUUUAGGUAUUGUUGUUAAAAUGUGGGCUCAGUGUCAAAAUAUCAAUGAUGCAAGGCACAUGACAAUAUCCAGUUACUCUUUAGUCCUUAUGGUGAUUCAUUUCUUACAAUGCGGAAUUAGUCCUCCAGUUUUACCAUGUUUGCAUAAUCUUUUCAAAACCAAAUUCCAUCCUCUAUCGGACAUUUUUCAAAUUGAUACUCAAGAACAACUAAUUAUUCCUAAAGAUGCUUGGCAGGUGCAAAACAUGCAAACAUUAGGAGAACUUCUUAUAGAGUUUUUCAAAUAUUAUGAUUCUUUCGAUUUCGAUCAGUUUGCCAUUUCAAUUCGUGUAGCUGAUAAGAUUCCGAUUGAAACAUGUCGGUUUGUUCGAUCACUCAAGAAUGAUCCUCAUCAGUGGAAACAUCUCUGUAUUGAAGAACCAUUUGACUUCACCAACACAGCAAGAUCUGUUUACGAUCUGGUAGUGUUUCAAAAGAUCAAGGAUAUCUUCAAAGAAACUUACAAGCGAUUAAAGGAGAAUAACGACCUUAGCAGUAUCUUCACAAAGAUUGAUAUCAAAGAUUGAUGAUUUGGUUGAUACGCCACAUCAAUGUGGCUUCGGUGAUACUAAUGUAAAUAUUAAAUGAACGCGUUUAUUUAUUUAUGUAUAAAAACAAGGAGUUGUUCGAAAAAUAUCUUAAAAACGUCCAGUAGGACUUAAUGAAAUGGCACGAAUAAGGAAGAAAUCGGUAUUAUAAUAUCGCGUUAGAGUACACUUUCUAUACAUAUAAAUAUUCGUCUUCCGAAGCUUUAUUUUUUGUUAUACACGAUAUUUAGAUUAUAUUUUCGUCGAGGAAUUCCGCAAUCAUUAUUUUGCGCGAAGCAGGAAGUAUGCCUAGUUUCGGUAUGAACGAAUCGUACAUCUAUUUUUUGAUAAAGAAACAUUUUGAUGAUUGUUGCAUUUAUUCAACUAAAAUCUCGUUUAUCGACCAUCAUGAGACGAAUGAAGGCCGAUAAUACGAAGCUAAUUUUUUAUUUAUAAGCUUCAUGCACAAACAAAAAGUAAUACUUUUAGGUGAGAUUUUAGAGCAAUAAAUUUAUCUCAAAAUAAUAAAAUCUUGAUAUAAAGAAGAGGAACAAAUCGACCGAAAAAUGUAACAUAAAUUAAUAAAUAUAAUAAUGAGAUGGCUUUAGUUUGAUCAACAACUUAUAAUUUUUUUUACAGAAAUAACGUUGGAUCGAACUUGUGUGAGUGUCUUUGUGUUUCUUUACGUAAUUAAAUUAAUUAUUAUUAGCUUGAAAAAAAAAUUUAAAAAAAGUUAAAAAUCGUAAAUCUUCGGUAAAUAAACAUAUUUAAAAAAGUAAUUAAAAUAAAAAAAAAUUCAUUUGUAAGUUUGGAUUAAGUUAGAAUUAUUUGAAUGAACGUUUGAAAUAACUGCAGCUUAAAAAUUUUGCCGUAAAAAGAAUAAAAUUGAACAUUUCUUAUGACCAAAAAUUAACAAUUGCAGAUGUAUGUUAGUAUAUCACUUAUUGUAAAUAUACUUACAAGUUAUUCUUCAUUUCUCGAAACACAUCCGAAUCCGCUGCGGUGAUAAAUUAACGUAGGCUCAAUACACAUCAAAAA
Messenger RNA from Phymastichus coffea, 3424 nucleotides. RefSeq names its product poly(A) RNA polymerase gld-2 homolog A-like. The record is from RefSeq and is a predicted model, not a curated record. NCBI's taxonomy places the organism in Eukaryota, Metazoa, Arthropoda, Insecta, Hymenoptera, Eulophidae. Gene Ontology annotation, cellular component: cytosol. Gene Ontology annotation, molecular function: poly(A) RNA polymerase activity. The transcript is spliced from 10 exons. The coding region runs from base 419 to 2386 and encodes 655 amino acids.